AUGUCGGGUACAGAGGCUGAAGAUUCCACGCCUGUUCUUGUCUACUACCUGGCGGGGUACAUCUUUCUUUCUUAUGUGAUCAGUGCUAUGGGAUGUGUGACCACACUAGAGCUUCUUCACAGGAGGACAUCAAGAUCGGGAUUCUAUAACUGGUAUCUAUUGCUCACCUCAUCAAUCACAAUGGGCGGUAUUGGAAUCUGGUGCAUGCAUUUUAUCGGCAACAGAGCCAUUGUCCUCGGCCAUGGAGAAAAGGAAAUGCAGGUUCUAUACAAUGUUGCCUUCACAGGAACAUCUUUCGUACUACCUGUGGUGGUCUUGCUCGCGGCAUUUUACACCGUCGGUGUCGAAGAGAAGGCAGGGUACAUUCGCAUCUUAAUAGGAGGUGUACUGACCGGGAGCUCUGUAUGCGGAAUGCAUUAUGUGGGCCAACUUGGAAUUUCAAACUACAAGUGUUCCUACAAAGUCGCCAAUGUGGUUGGGUCGGCCAUCAUCGCUGUAUUUUCGAGUACAACCGCUCUCGGCAUCUUUUUCAGAUGGAGAGCGACGUGGACUAAUAGCUGGUGGAGGCGUGGACUGUGUGCGUGCUUGUUGGCUGCUGCCGUAUCAGGUAUGCAUUGGACGGCGGCCGUUGGCACUUCAUAUUGGAAAUCGGAUAAUGGGGUUCAUCAUGGUACUCAGCUUUCUCGGAGUCAAGUCGUCAUUAUCUGUGCGGUACUUGCUUGCGUAUCUUGUGUUAUUCUGUCUGCGUGUGCCAUUGUGGCCGGUGAGAACAGACGACGAUCAACUACUCGUGCGCAUCAGCUGGUUCUUGCCUGCGCGUACUUUGACCACGCAGGCCGUGUCAUGGUGACACCACAGGCGCUCUUACCCACAAAGAAGAUUGUAGAUCACUACAUAGGACGGACGUUCAAGGAUGACGAUCUCACUCGCACGCACCCGGCCUUUCUGUGGGCCUUUAGGGCUAGUCGGAACUGGCUUGUCGUGAAAGACCUUAUUCCAUUCAUGCAAAACCGACUUGAAUCUGAAGAGCGAGCGAUUGAAAGACACAUGCUGUCUAAUGGAGUCUACAUGGACAAGGAUACAGAGCUGCAGACAGACUUCGAUACACUCUUCAAGCACCUCUUCUGUGUCUCGGCACAAAAUCUCUCAAAUGACCUGCGAGUUCCUCUUCAGGAUCUGGGAACCCUAUAUGACGACGUCCUGGCAACCGCCAUCCCGGUUUCUCGAUUGUCUCGCGCAAUGGGUCGCUCAUCAAUACGCACUGGAAAAGGUCAAAUGAUGUUCAGUGUGCGACAAUUAGAGAAGCACGAAGCGACUCGCUUACGAUCCUUUGGAUUCCGAUUCGCAACCAUCGAGCAUAUCACAGGAACUCUCUCCCGUCGUGUACACGUCCCCGAAACAAUCCUCACCGAGCGUCUCCGAGAUAUGCGUGAUUAUGCAUCUUCCAACCGCUCAUUCUCUACCGGUGUGCACUUAAUCUCGUUCGUGAUGAGGCCCACAGUCCACGACCACUUCGAGAUUCUCACUACAAAGGGCACCGGUAACCCAUUGCCAUCUACAACUCUCCCCAUGACAAGACUUCAGGUUCAACAUCUAGAUCUCAUCUCCCAUAUGGAGGGAUGGACCAUGAACGCCUGUCUCAAAUACCUACAAUCCAAAGCCGCCUCACAAUCUGAUAUCGGCAUGGAAGCAUUCCGAGAGCACCUUGUUGAAGGCAUCAGCACACUAGCGAAGUCAUUCCCAGAAGAUAUGCGUGCUGCAGCAACAUUUUCAGCUCGACCACUCCUCGCCCCGUGCCGCCCGACAUCCAGAGCCUCGGAAGAGUCCAAUCACCAACCAAACUGCACCCUCCUCACCUUCUGCGUAGUGGGCACGCUAGACACACAAGUGCCAAACCCAGACUUCGUCUUCACACCUUUCAGACUCUUCCGCGUGCAGCAACAAGUAAACGACGCCAUCGCUGACCGCGAUGGGUUCAGCCGCGAGCUAAGCCAGGAACUCUUUUGCACUGAUGUAUGCAGUAACUCAACCACCUCAGAGGAUACCAAGGUUGAAACCAGGCACAUUUCUUUCCCACGCACUUUCCCUCGAUUUUGGCCAUUGCAGAAGCAAUUCCCGCCUGGCAAUCUGAACACUUCACAAACAUCUUUGGUGGAGCCGGUUCUGCCUGUUCUGGGAGAUAUUACCGUAUCAAAGGAAGUGCGUGUGGAUGUAACGCGCAUCAAUGAGAACGCUGCUGUCCAGAACGUCAUCAGCACUCACGAUGCCUUCGUUGCUGCAGGUGACGCGGCUCUUGCGCCCAUGACUUACGUCGAUGAGUUAUAUAGUCUUUGCUAUGCGCCUGGAAUUCGCUUGCAGCGGACUGAUUCAGCGUCUUUCUCACCGAAGCGUAGAUCGUACUGA
Molecule: messenger RNA, 2403 nt
Organism: Penicillium taxi
Lineage: Eukaryota; Fungi; Ascomycota; Eurotiomycetes; Eurotiales; Aspergillaceae
Exons: 3
Coding region: 1-2403 (800 amino acids)
Source: RefSeq, a predicted model, not a curated record